GACUCAGUGCUGCUGUUUUCAUUCUGGUGGCAGCUAAUGCCUGUUUCCAUCAGGUAACAUGUGCACCAGAGGAUCAACAUAACGGAGCCCCAGGAUUCAACAAUGGCAUCUGUGCUGAGAGCUGGAGGGAGGUGUGCUGCGAGGAUGGCACUGUGCUGAGACCUGGAGAUCCAAGCAUGCGGUGCUGUGGACAGCAGACGUUCGACCCCAGGUUCAGCUCCUGCUGCAAAGGGCACCUGCACCAGGAGGCGGGGCUUUCCUGCUGCAAUGGCACCGCCUACAGCCCCUUAAAUUCCACCUGCUGCCUGGGUGCCGUGACAACAGGCGUUAGUGAAAUGGUGUCAGAUUGCUGUGAAACAAGGGCAUUCAACCCUGUCACUCAGGUCUGCUGUGAGUCCCGCAUACACCAACGCUGGCCAGAUUUCGACUGCUGUGGGACAGAGCGCUUCAAUACGACUACGCAUCUGUGCUGUGGCAAAUACAAGGAUACGAUCGUUGUAAAGCCGUCUGCGCACCAUUCAUGUUGUGGAAAAGAAUCUUUUGACAAGACUACCCACUGCUGCACAGCUGAUACCCUGAAGAUACUGCCCCUGAACGACACAAAUUGCCACACCUACGAAAUUCCACCUUCCCCAGGUGUGGUGACAACAAGUGUUAGUGAAAUGGUGUCAGAUUGCUGUAAAACAAAGGAUGUCAACCCUGACCCUCAGCCAGAUUUCAACUGCUGUGGGAAAGUGUGCUUCAAUAAGACUACGCAUCUGUGCUGUGGCAAAGACUUGGAUACGAUCAUUAUGAAGCCGUCUGCGCACCAUUCAUGUUGUGGAAAAGAAUCUUUUGACAAGACUACCCACUGCUGCACAGCUGAUACCCUGAAGAUACUGCCCCUGAAAGACACAAAUUGCCACACCUACGAAAUUCCACCUUCCCCAGGGCAGCUGCUAGGGCGGGACUACCAGCGGGGCUCAGACCAGAACCCUGCCAAUACACCACCAUGUCAGAGAAAUGGUAUUUUCCAGCAACGCUGUGGAUUGGACUGCACAUACGACCCACAGAAGGAGCGCUGCUGCAUCAACAGGACAUCGCACAGUGGCAGGCCUUACCUGCCUGGUUACACCUGCUGUGAAGGCCAGCUCACUUCUACCCCAGGUAUAUCUGAGGGGCGGUGCUGUGGUUCGGUGGGGUAUGACCCCAGAAACCAAAUCUGCUGUGGUGGCAAGGUGACCACAAAACAUCCAAAUGGAAACCAGUGUUGUGGAGAGAAGUCGUACAGUGUGCUGGACCAGACAAAGCUGUGCUGCAGCGGAGUGCUUCAUGACCUGAUCGGAUGCAGUUUGGAGGGAGCGGAGUGCGUUGGGACCAGGAUUCACUGCCCACAAUCAGAAACUCAGUGCGGGUCGAUUCUGCACCCACAACGAGGCCUGCACUGCUGCGGAGAACAGACCUAUGACCCCGAUAAGGACCUAUGCUGUGCUGGACACCGAUGGCCAGGGAAAAGGGGAAUGGGGUGCUGUGGGGUCCAGCCCUAUGACCCUGGGGACCCCAAAACGAAGUGCUGCUCUGGCCACCUCCACAGCCUGCAGGCGGGGCACCAUGGCAAGGCGCAGUGCUGCGGGGUCCACCUGAUCGCCAAAGCGUCCCUCCAGUGCUGCGCCUCGGCCCAGAAGCAGCUGCCGUACCCCAGGACGCCCGGCCUCUCCUGCUGCGGACACUUCCAGUACAACACUACCCAGCACUACUGCUGUGCGGGACACCUCCGCAGAGCCACCCCCGCCGUCCGGCACAGGGAGAACUCGGGGCACUGUGAGCUUAUAACUUCGGACACCCAGAAGGCUCUGCAUGAGCUAUGCAAAAAGACAGUACUCAUAGGGUCAGUGGAAAGCAUGGCGGUGAAAGAAAAUGGGUACCGUGAAGUUGUGGUAAAGAACGUCCUGCAGAUCCAUGUGGAGAAGAACUUGAUCGCCCUGAGGGGUACCCUCGUGCUCCUCUUGAAUCACUGUAGCUGUCCGCCACUGGCCAAGGAUGGGCUCUACCUGUUCAACCUGCAGGAGACCAACAGAACGACCAUCUCUGACCUGAGCACGACCGUCUCCCCGGUGUAUGACCUGCUGUCUGCGCGCCAAUGGGCUCAUCUUAGGAAUGCAUCCACAUGCAGCUAAAGUCUGAAAGUUCGACUUUUUUUUAAAGCCAUUUUUGUGACUGUAUGAACUCCCCAGUAAAAGAUGCCGUUUGUUUUCCGAUCCCCUUUUUUGUACUUGGAGGACAGGGGAUGCAUAAAGAAGACUGAGGGUGUUUUGCAGUCCAAGCUACUUCAUAUGCUAUAUAAGUGCUUUGAUAGACUUAUAGACUUAACCAUUUGGUUGUAUCAUAUAUGCUAUAUAACUACUGUAUCCUCAGGGCAUUCAGCAAUCCAUGUUAAACGUCAUAUUUAGAUAACAAUGCAGCGGAUUUGUGUUUUUCUUUAUGAAAUCCACAAGUGCUGCAGCCCUGGAGCUCUUUGUAUUUCUUUGUCAACGUGCCCUGGGAAAUUGACAUGGAGCCAGGCACAGAGGCAAAAACAACACUGAUGAAAUCUGAUGAAAUAUCUAGUACAGUGUCUAGUAUUCCGUCUGGGUUCAUUUUUUGUCUGUUUUUGCUGACGACAUGUUUUCACUCAGUUCAACUGUUUCCAUCCACCUACCGGGUAUUCUCUGCACCUGGGUUCAGUGAUGGGUCGUCUCCUCGUGAGUAGAUUAAGGGCUCUUAAUGCCACAACCUUGGUUUGAUUCCAACCCAAAGUCUGGAGACAGGCACAUGGUGCUAUUAAGCUGUGUUACUCAAUGUUAUUCCCAUCUCAGUUUCUGAUUGCCCCCUCGCCCCCCUGUGCUUUGUGACAACAAAAUAUGGAAAUUCUCUCUCGUUCCCAUGUUUUUAAUUUAACCGAUGUUCAAUGUUGUGAAACUAAUUUUUCUCAGCAGAUAUGAUGCUAAAUCACAGUAUUUAUAUUUUUUUUACUGAUUUUGAAUCGAGUAUAGUGUUGUAAUUCCAAAGGUAGAAUAUAAAUUAUUUUUUUUUUUUAAUUUUGUUCAUUUUGUACUGUAUUCACAGUCCUGCACUACCACCAAAUGUGAUUCAGGCAUCACCACUGUUUACUGGACGAAGACACAGCGAGUGUAACUUCUGUGGCAAUAUUUUUGAUCCCUGUUGAUCCGAUUACAUACAAUGAUAUGUGCUUUUAGCUUCCCAUUGUUACAGUAUUGUCUUCGCCAGAAGUGUGUGUGCUUAUAGCAUUGUGUAACAUUGUAUAAUGAAUGAGACUAGGCAAGGGAGUUAACUGCAGAGAACAUCCUUCAUAUAAGGGGUUGGACUUGCGAAAUGUACAACUGAAAAUCUAAUAAUCAGAAAACGAAAUAAAUGUGUUUAUUGCUUAUUCAAUAAAGCUCAUUUUGAAAGACA
Anguilla anguilla (European eel) is the source of this 3432-nucleotide messenger RNA. RefSeq lists its product as uncharacterized. Bases 177 to 2156 code for a protein of 659 amino acids. The transcript is spliced from 16 exons. The record is from RefSeq and is a predicted model, not a curated record. Lineage: Eukaryota; Metazoa; Chordata; Actinopteri; Anguilliformes; Anguillidae.